AUGGUGGGGCCAGAAAACUCAGAGAAACCUACCAUUCUUAUAAGGGGGUGGUUGUGGUUUAGAGAUAUUCCAUCUAAGCCACUAGCUAAACUACGUGGAGUAGCUAGGCAAGCAAUAGAGCUAGCAAAGGACGAUCCAAGAAGAUUGAUCCAUUCCCUCAAGGUCGGACUUACAGUAACAUUAGUAUCACUGUUGUACUACCUCCAGCCUCUGUACAACAACCUUGGUGCCUCUGCAAUGUGGGCUGUCAUGACCGUGGUGGUUGUCUUUGAAUUCUCAGUAGGUGGAACAAUUGGAAAAUGCCUGAACAGAGGAUUAGCAACCUUAGCAGCUGCUGCCCUUGCUCUUGGAGCUAAUCACUUGGCCAUCUUGAGUGGGGGGGAAAACGAACCAUAUGUGAUUGGACUAUUUGUAUUCAUACAAGCUGUAGCCAUGAGUUUCGUACGAUUCUUCCCCAAAGUGAAGGCCAGAUAUGACUAUGGGAUGCUUAUAUUCAUUUUGACAUUUAGCCUGGUUUCCAUAUCUGGUCUUCGAAUUAAUGAAGUAAUAAAGUUGGCUCAAGCGAGGUUUGUAACCAUAGUCAUUGGUGCAUCAACUUGCCUGGCUGUCUGCAUCCUCAUCUACCCUGUGUGGGCCGGUGAAGAUCUUCACAAAUAUGUGGGUAAAAACAUAAGCCAACUUGGAAAUUUCUUGGAAGAGCACAUGGAUCAGUGUUUCAAAAGAUCGUCUGAUGCACGGAUAGAGAUAACAAAACCAUCUAUAAGCAACCUAAACAGUAUCCUUGUUGAUUCAAAAGGGAGGGAAGAAACAUUGGCCAAUCUAGCCGGAUGGGAGCCGGGGCAUGGUCAGUUCAUGUUUCGUCACCCAUGGAAACAAUACCUCAAAAUAGGAAACUUGACAAGGCAGUGUGCCUGCCGACUUGAACCAAUCAAUGACUACUUAAACUCCAACAUUCAAGCACCGCAAGAGAUCCAAUGCAAAAUCCAAGAGGCCUUUUCAGAAUCUGGAAAGACAUUAAAAGAGCUAGCAUGGGCAAUAGAAACAAUGACGAAGCCAUCAUCAGCUAAUCCACACAUCGAAAACCUAAAAACGGCGUCGGAAAAUCUAAAAAUUCUACUGCGAUCGGGUAUUAAGGGAGAUGAAAGCGAUAUUCUGCAAAUAAUACCUAUUGCCGUGGUGAUGACCGAUAUGGUAUCUAGCGUGGAACAGAUUGGUGAUGCGGUAAACGAGCUCAGUUUGAUGGCGAAAUUCAAGAGCAAAACUGGAAAUGGAGUUGAAGGUGAGUCGGAGAUCGGUCACGACAAGAACUGUAUAGAGAUUGGAAUGGCGGAAAUUCCGAGCUUAAGUGUUGCGAUUGAUGAACGAACUGAAUUUUCUGCUGAUGAACAGAUUCUGAUUUGAUGGUAUUUUAAAAGAUAGUAAUACAAUUUUUUUACCGUUGUAUUGUCGAAAAUGAUCAAAUAAAGUAUAAUUGAUGAGAAUUUUCUUA
This is a messenger RNA of Salvia hispanica, 1489 nucleotides long. RefSeq names its product aluminum-activated malate transporter 2-like. Lineage: Eukaryota; Viridiplantae; Streptophyta; Magnoliopsida; Lamiales; Lamiaceae. The record is from RefSeq and is a predicted model, not a curated record. Gene Ontology annotation, biological process: malate transport.